Messenger RNA from Drosophila innubila, 521 nucleotides. RefSeq names its product lysine-rich arabinogalactan protein 18. The transcript is spliced from 2 exons. The record is from RefSeq and is a predicted model, not a curated record. Bases 42 to 368 code for a protein of 108 amino acids. NCBI's taxonomy places the organism in Eukaryota, Metazoa, Arthropoda, Insecta, Diptera, Drosophilidae.
CACACAUUGUCUGUUGAUCGCUGCUUAAACAACAAGUCAUCAUGAAAUUCCUGAUCAUUGCCGUUGCCUUCCUGGCCUGCGCUUUUGCCGAUGUCUCCGAGCUGGCCGAUCCUGGCUAUGAUUACGCACAGCCCGCCCCUCCAGCACCCGCACCUGUAGAGACCUACAUUCCCCCCGCACCACCUGCACUCCCAGUUCCAUCAGCGCCAAGGAACGAAUACAUUCCCCCAGCACCAGUUGCUGCCCCAGUUGAUGCCUACAUUCCACCCGCCGCCGAGGAGCAUGUGGUUGAGGAGAUCGAGCAGCCUGCUCAGGAUGGUUACCGUUACAAGACUGUGCGUCGUGUUGUCUACCGUCACCGCAACUAAAUGUAUUAAGAUGAUUGAUAAGGAGUCUUGUUUGUUUUUGUUAUCGUUGGACUCGUAAAGCAAAUAUAAAGUAAAGAAAACAUUUCAAAACCUUACUUUUAUCUUGUAGUUUCUUUGAUAUGCAUCAAAGGAUCUGAAGCAGGAUAAUUGAGA